AUGCCCCUUUUAGGAUUGCGCACAAUCGCAAUAUUCGUAUCCGUCCUUCAUCUGUCAGAAUGCGCAACAUCGAGUGGCGACGAGUCUUCUGGCAAUCCUCCUGCCAACAUUUCUUCUCAGGAUCUCGACGAAAGAUUCUCAUUAGAAGGUCCAAUCCUAUUCCCUGAACACGAUCCGGAUGUUUGUACAGCUCCGAGCGAUGCGAGCGGGGUUUGUGUCGAACUCAAAUUCUGCCCCGCACUCAGGAGAGUCAACCUCCGUCACCUUAACAAGUUCAUAUGCAGUUAUCAGGGUUCUACGCCGCUCUUAUGUUGUGAGGGACUUGAGCGGCCUCAACCGAUCCCGGAGCCUCAGCCAUCUCCCCAGCCUCAACCGGUUGAUGACCGUCCACCGAGACCCGAUUUCUUGCCGGCAGAGUGUGGGAUCGGUGCUCUACAAGCGAAUCGUAUAGUCGGUGGGCAGGAAGCAGCUAAGGGUGCCUAUCCGUGGAUCGUGGCCGUAUUCGUCCUUCUCAAUAACCAAAAACUCCACAUAUGCGGAGCAGCCCUAGUGUCUCCUCGGCACAUUGUGUCGGCCGCUCACUGCUUCUUCGAUGGCUCUCGCCCAAUCCCGUACCAGAUCUACCGGAUGAGAAUUGGAGAUCACGACAUCACAAGGGACGAUGAAAUACAGGGCACGCUCGAGCUCCCCAUCCUGAGCUAUAAGACUCAUCCUGAAUACGUGCGAAAAACAUAUUUGAACGACAUCUCGCUCAGUUACCUUGCUCAGGAUGUCCAAUUCACGAAAACGAUACAGCCGGUUUGCCUACCGUACACUGGAUUCCAACAGGAUCUCACGUCCGCCAGAGCGAUAGUAGCUGGCUGGGGUUACACAGCUUACCAGGGCGGCUCGAGCAACCCGGUUUUGAAAGACACAGAUAUUCCCGUGUGGUCGCUAGAGGAGUGCGCAAAAGCUUUCAAAGCAGAGCUCAACGUCACGGACAGAUAUCUCUGCGCCGGUGAUCCGGCUGGGAAGACGGACUCCUGUCAGGGAGAUUCUGGUGGUCCGCUGAUACUCUGGGGCGAGGAUAAUCGUUUCUACCUGAUGGGCGUCGUCUCCUUCGGCAAGCGGUGCGCCACACCAGGAUACCCCGGGGCCUACACUAGAGUAACGAAACAGCUGAGAUGGCUGAACGAUAAUUUCUAG
Galendromus occidentalis (western predatory mite) is the source of this 1185-nucleotide messenger RNA. Its product is annotated as proclotting enzyme-like. The record is from RefSeq and is a predicted model, not a curated record. Gene Ontology annotation, biological process: proteolysis. Bases 1 to 1185 code for a protein of 394 amino acids. The transcript is spliced from 8 exons. NCBI's taxonomy places the organism in Eukaryota, Metazoa, Arthropoda, Arachnida, Mesostigmata, Phytoseiidae. Gene Ontology annotation, molecular function: serine-type endopeptidase activity.